Messenger RNA from Cheilinus undulatus (humphead wrasse), 6656 nucleotides. Its product is annotated as carbohydrate sulfotransferase 12-like. The coding region runs from base 303 to 1550 and encodes 415 amino acids. The transcript has 5 exons. Gene Ontology annotation, cellular component: membrane. The record is from RefSeq and is a predicted model, not a curated record. Gene Ontology annotation, molecular function: sulfotransferase activity. Gene Ontology annotation, biological process: carbohydrate biosynthetic process; proteoglycan biosynthetic process. Lineage: Eukaryota; Metazoa; Chordata; Actinopteri; Labriformes; Labridae.
CACAGACUCAGCUGACGCGGCGCUGAGAGCUCACGGGGACGAAAAGAGGUCGCUGCAGGCAUGGAGCUGAGGUGAGAGCGAGUCAAUGUACGGUCAGUUCCACACCUGCACCUGCAGUGCACCAGCAUCAUGAAAAGCCCUGUUCUACCACAGUCGGUGCUAUAGCUGCCAUCAUCCCGUCGCCAUGGUGAGAGAGAGAGCUCCUGGACCGUGACUCUGUUGCCAUGGUGACCUUGGGAACGCUGUAGAGACGCUCUGUGAAGUCAGUUGCUAUGAGGAUCUUGUAGCAAACAACAGUCGCCAUGGGAACGUCCAGGAUGUUCCGCAUCUUUGUGGUCCUGGGCUCAGCCUUUAUGAUCCUCCUCAUCAUCAUCUACUGGGAUGAUGUCGGAGUCUCACACCUGUAUUUGCACACUCCUGUGUCACCAGGCCCCAAACUCCCACAUGCCCCUCCCCCUCAGCGGCCUCAAACCUCCCGGACUCCGUCCUUCCUGUCUGACAUUGAUGCCUUUGUGAACCAGUUCCUAGAGCCAGGAACUGGAGAACCAACAGACCCAGUCCCCCCAGACACAAGUAAUCAAUCAGAGAAGGCAGAGGAGCGGUAUAUACCAAGGCGAGAGUGGAAGAUUCAUCUGACUCCGCUUGCACCGGAGCUUCGUGAGAGACAGGAACAGCGACGGAAGUUACUUCAGGAGAUGUGCACCAAUGAUAGCGUGGUGUUUCCUGGUAAAAACCGUUCAUUUGAUGACAUUCCCAACAAGGAGCUGGAUCAUCUUAUUGUGGAUGAUAGGCAUGGUAUUAUCUACUGCUAUGUUCCUAAGGUAGCGUGCACUAACUGGAAGCGCAUCAUGAUUGUCCUCAGUGAAAGCAUGCUGCAGGAUGGCGUUCCCCAGAGAGACCCACUGGCCAUUCCCACAGAACUGAUCCACAACAGCAGCAUGCACUUCACCUUCAACAAAUUCUGGAAACGUUACGGCAAGUUUGCAAAGCACCUUAUGAAGGUGAAGCUGAAGAAGUACACCAAGUUUCUUUUUGUGCGGGAUCCAUUUGUGCGCCUCAUAUCCGCCUACAGGAACAAAUUUGAGUCACGCAAUGAAGAGUUCUAUCGGCGUUUUGCACAGGUCAUGCUGCGCCGCUAUGCCAACCAGCCAACACCUCCUGCCUCCGUGGACGAGGCGAUCAGUGUGGGUGUCCACCCUGCCUUCUCCCACUUCAUCCAGUACCUCCUGGACCCUCAGACAGAGAAAGAUAUGCCCUUUAAUGAGCACUGGCGGCAGGUGUACCGUCUCUGCCACCCAUGCCAGAUUCAGUACGACUUUAUCGGCCAUCUAGAGACAGUUGAGGAGGAUGCAGAGCAUCUGCUGCGACAGCUCCGCGUGGACAAUGUAGUGGAGUUCCCCACCUCCCAGAGGAAUCACACAGUCAGCAGCUGGGUGGCUGAUUGGUUCAGCACAGUGCCUGUUGAAGCAAGGAAAGAACUCUACAAGCUGUAUGAACCUGACUUCAGGCUUUUUGGCUACGACAGACCGGACUGGAUCCUCAAUGAGUGACUCAUGUUUCUACAAAGCUGAUCACACAACACAGACAACAUGUUUUUGUUAUGAAACGACUAACACCACACUCUGACAACAGCAACACCUCCAUAUCUCACCCUGUCAUGUCUGUUUCUGACUAAAUGUGCACAUUAAAUGGGACACUCUCUCCUCUGAGGAAGCACACUUACAAGGUAAAACCAGGUAACUGCUAUUAGCCAUUUUUGAUUUAUUCAUACACAAGAAAACAAAAAGCACAUAAAUAGAGAAGACAGAGUAGGAGGGGAUUUUGCAGACAGGAUGAACCCCUAAGGCCGGAAACAUACUUGCUGUUUAAUCUUGUGUGUCUGGCUGCAUGAUGAGCAUAUUUCUAAAUAUACUUUGCCUAUACAUGACACGUGUUACUGCAGGAAACCUCUAAAGGGCACACAGCAAAUGUCUGCCUGAUGUAAAUCAAAGAUAUGUGAAGUUACUAUUCAGCCGGCAGUGUUUGUAGAUGUAAUAGUUACAGCAGCUGAUGAAAACAGAAAGUGCCCUGCAAAUGCCUCUUUCUGUAAUAUGUCAUUAAAAUGUCAAAAUAUAUUCAUCAGUUGUGUUAAAUAAAACUUAAGCAUAGAUGUUGAUGCUCUCAACUAAAAGCUACAAACACUUAUCUUGUUUCCAUUAUGCAACAUUAACUUCAAUUUCAUAAUCAAUCUGUGGCAUGUUUGCACCUGUGCACUAUCAUUUUAAUUGUGAAUAAUUGAGGACUUGGUCUCUUAAUCUGUCUUAAAAACUUCAUGCCUCUACACUGCCCCUUCUGGUCAUGUGUAUACUGCAUUUUGCAUUUACAAAGCAUUAAGGGUCGCAUAUUUUAUCCUUUUAAGACAAGUUUAUAUUGUUCUCAGAGGUCCCCAAAACAUUCCUGUGACAUUUGUUGCUGAAAAAACACUCCAGUAUUGAAUUUUUGCAUGUCUAAAAACUCUCUGUGUUGGCCCUGCUCAGAUCAAGCUGUUUCUGUGUCUGUGGCUUUAAACUUAAACAAGCUGUCUGACUCCGCCCCUGACCCCACCCCUCUCAGGAAAUGGAUGUGGCCUCCCUGGUCCUCAGCUGAGAGGAGGGCCGAACUUUCUUCUUCAAGCGGGGAGGGCCAACCGAGCCUGGGGGUGGGGCUAACUCCCCACAUGACAUUAUUAGGGAAAAAUCUCAAUCUCAAAAAUCUUGUUUCAGCACACGUGACCUUUAAGCUUUUUAAGGAUGAGCACAGCUGAUGAACCAGAAAAAUGCAUAGUACCAUCAUGCAGUAUCUGCACGCAUGGAUUACAGCAAGUAUGUUUUCAGCUUGAGAUGAUGCACAUUCAGUUUUGUUCUUCACUUACAGCUGAGUUAAAUCACCCACCUGACUGUAAUAAGCCCUGAUCAGACAUAGUGCAAAUUCUUACACAUUUAAUAUCAUGUUGCCUUUUUUAUUUUAAGCCAGUGAUGUUAACAAUGCAGCCAAAUUAAGUUAACUGUCCUCAGAUAAAUACCUUAAUCUAAAGAAGCAUUCUAAUAUACACUUUAUGGACAAAAGUUUUCAGCUGCCUGACAGUUACACCAACAGAGACUGUAAUGGUAUUCAAAUUCAAUUUAAUAUGGAGUUGGACCACCUUUUGCAGCUGUAACAGCUUUCACUCUUCUUGGAGUGUCUCUCUGGGAAUUUGUGCCCAUUCAUUCUGUAGAGUGUUUAUGAGAUCAGGCACUAAAGUGUAGGACGAGAAGGCCUGGCUCGCAGUCUCUGUUCCAGUUCAUCCCUAAGGUGCUCAGUGGGGUUGAGGUAAGGGCACUGUGCAGGCUCAUCAACCCCUGUCUUUAUAGUCCUUGCUUUGUGCACUGGUGCACAGUUGCGUUGGGAUCAAAAGGGGCCUUCCCCAAACUGUUGCCACAAAGUUGGAAGCAAAGCAUUGUCCAAAAUGUCUUUGUAUACUGAAGCAUUAGGAUUGGCCUUCAAUGCAAGGGGCCCAGCCCAAACCCUAAGAAACAGCACCAUGCUUUAGACCACUCCAUCUGAUGCUUUGCAUUAGACUUGGUGAUGUGAGGCUGAGUUGCUGUUGUUCCUAGAUGCUUCCACUUUCUAAUAAUAUAAUUUACAGUUGACUGUGGAAUAUCCAGCAGCGAUGAAUUUCACAAAGCAUCCUAUUGCAAAUGGGACAUCCAUCAGUCACUGAGCUCUUCAAAACAACCCAUUUAGCAGCACAAAUGUUUGCAAAUGGAGACUGCAUGGCUAGGUGCUUGAUUUUAUACACCUGUGGCAACAGAUCUGAUUGAAACACCUGAACUGUAUAAUUAACAGGUUUGUCCAAAUAUUUUUGUCCCUAUAGUGUACCAUAAUGCCUGCUAUUUCAAUCCUUCUAAGUACAUUCGGAGAAAAUCACACAGCUCCAGCUCUCCAACAAACCACUCUAACACUUUGUUUCUAUGCAACAAUUAAAUUUCAAAUCACAUAACUAAACUCAUCUGAUUUGAGGAUAGGAAAAAGCAAAAAAAGCAGAAUGAUAAAAGGCAGUUUUUCAGCUUGAAGUGUUUAUAGCACUACUGUGACAACACAAAAAGCUUCAGGAGUCUGACAGAUAAAAAGCACCUUCCACGAUCACAAACAGUUUGAAAAUGAAGGCUCUUGAGUUGAAGCCAUGAACCAUCUGAUCUGGGCCUUGCACUUCAAUGUCAUGCCUCUCCUGUCAUGUAUACCUCAGUUGUUUUGUGGCAGUAACAUAUACUAUAUAACAGGAUCAGUGAAGGCAAUGUCAGAUAUCCAUACCCUUGUGUGUUUGUAAUCAUACUCUUAUGGUUUGGCCUUGUAUUCAAUUAUAGAUAUCAGCAUCUAUUUUUGUUACUUUUAAAAUCGAUGUAUAAUGAACAAUCCAUGUUAUAUUGAUUAAUAGUAAUUAGCUGUAAAAAUACAGAUCUUCCCUUUUAUUUUAACUCAAAGCUAAUGCAUUGAGCAUUUCUAAAAACAAGUAGGGGAGGAUGGGGUUGGUUGUUACACUCUUUAGUGGAAAUUGCAUUUAAUUGAAGCUUAAGGCAUUGACUUGAAAUGUAUAUCACUCUCCUUUUCCAAUUUAUCUUAACAAAGAGGUAAUUAACUAUCUAAGACACUCUUGACACAUCAUGACAACCAACCCAUCACAGGGGUGGUUGUCCCACACAAUAGGGUUGCUUGUCACAAUGUUAUUUUAAUGGGAAAAAACUUAAAAAGAAGGCAAGAAACAAAACUACAUAACACAUACAUACAUACAUACAUACAUACAUACAUACAUACAUACAUAACUUAAUGCAUCUUAAUACAAAAUGAGCAAGGAACAUGAACAGGAACAUCUUUAGACCAGCAACCAACCACAACUGGAAUUUCUUGCCAGCAUCAAGGCUAACAACCUAAACUAUACCCUUCCUGUCUCAUAUUUAAGUGUAGUUGUUGUUUAGUUUUAACUCCAUUGUGUAAAAGCCUAGAAGAAAAAUACUAAGCAGCUGGAUAUUUAUAACUUGACAUGAUAUGCUCCAGAGAAGAUUGUGUAGGUGAGCCCUGAUCCCAAUUCUGUAAAUUUGCAUACCAAAUUUUGGGAGACUGCACCCUCUGGUAGUGAGAUAAAAUGAGUGUGACAACCAACCCAAUUCUCCCUUAAUUUGUUGGCGUAGAAUGGAAAUAGGUUUAUAUAUUAUUUAAUUUCUGCUACAGUCACAUUAUAGAUUAGAAAUCUGGUAUUGUGACAACUCUGCCAGUAUCGUUUUAGCCCUGUGAUAAACCCUAAAAUCUUAAUAUAGCAGCUAAUGAACUGAUCUGUUACAGGACUAGUAGUGCAUUGUGCUAGUGCAGAGUGUAUUGAUAGUCAACUGGGAUAUUCCACAAUCAUCAGCCGUAUUAUGUACUGCACUAGAAUUGGAGUGGUAUUGUUUUUGCCAACUCAAGUCUAAUAUGUAAUGAUUAGAAGAAAAUUGCAUUGUAAUUUAAAUAUUGGAAGUUCUGAUAUCAGGAGCAUGAAGUUCAGUUAAAAAAAGGUAUUGCUGGAUCAGUUUGAGUUGCACUAGUUUUCAUGUUGUUUAUUUCAAAUUGUAUCAAGUGCAAUGUUUAUGUGCUGCAUGAAAGGGAUUGUUAUGUUGCAGGUUCAUACUGAGGACAGCUAUUAUUUUUGGAAAAAGGUUGAAUGAUUCUAUACCUCAUUGAAAAUAUCCUCAUAUGUUGUGUAUGACACUGCACUGCCUGGAAUAUUAGUUUUAAGUGUGUAGAACUCCAUUGGAUCACAUGGAAAGGAACGUUUCAGAUUGCUUGCUUUACAUUUAGGGGCAUGUUAUACAUGCAAAGUUGCGGCCUCAUCAUAGAGCUGCACAGCGGCGUUGGGCGUGCAUAGCUGAACUUGUCUUAUCUUGUUUUGGAGGCUUUAACAUUCUUGUGUUGUAAUCUCAGCUUGAUGUGCACAGGUGUGCCUCUCUCUGUGUUUAAAUGGCCAGGUUUCCAAAGGGAUCUUAUUCUUUAUUGCCUGUUGUUAUCAUAAUGAUAUUUGAUGAUUUUAUUACGUAAACUGCUUUUACUAACACAGACUAUAAUGGGUAAUUCUUGAGAUAGUGUUGUUGCUCUAGUUUUCUAUGAGUAAGGAACAUUUUACAAUUUUUUAAGGCAGCAUUUUUCAUGGCAUGCAGUAUUCUGUAGCAUGGAGCCAAGCACAUUACAUGAGGUCAACAUGGAUCGUUUUCAGUGUGUGCUACGCAGCGCCACACAUUCAGCUUGUACUAUUUAAAUGCAUUCAAAAUGACGUUAUGGUCAGUCUCCAAGUAAAGACCUGGUUAUGGGACUAUCAGUUUAUUUAAACCAUGAUCUGAGAGUGGGAACGUAAGAUAGUGCCUUUGGUUGCAAAAGUUUACACAGCAAAAAAAGUAUUUUUGUAGAAGGACUAAAUUUUUACUUUGAACACAAGCAGAGAGAGAUUUAAAGCCACAUUAAGGUAUGUUUCAAAUACUGGGCUUUGUUCAUUGUGCUUGGGUGUUAAUAGGAAAGAUAAGGAAAAGAAAUCACAGCCCUUCAGCAGAACUAUCAAAAUGUUUAUAUAACUCUGUGUGGACUUUCUCUGGUGUCUACUCAUAGAUUUGUUUGUAUAUCAUUGAACAUAAAGAAUA